CGGCUGGCCCGGGUCAGCGCGGAGCCCCGGCGGCGAUGUCGCUGGUGUUGCUGAGCCUGGUCGCGCUGUGCAGGAUCGCCGUGGCCCGAGAGCCGACUGUUCAGUGUGGCUCUGAAACCGGGCCCUCUCCAGAGUGGAUGGUCCAACACACUCUGACGCCCGGAGACUUGAGGGACCUCCGAGUGGAACCUAUUAAAACCAGUGUUACAACAGAGGAUGAUUCAAUUUUGAUGAAUGUAAGCUGGAUACUCCGGGCAGAUGCCAGCAUCCGCUUGUUGAAGGCCACCAAGAUUUGCGUGACGGGCAAUAGCAACUUCCAGACCUACAGCUGUGUGAGGUGCAAUUACACAGAGGCCUUCCAGAGUCAGACCAGACCCUCUGGCGGCAAAUGGAUGUUCUCCUACGUGGGCUUUCCCGUGGAGCUGAGCACGCUCUACUUCAUUGGGGCCCACAACAUCCCCAAUGCAAACAUGAAUGAAGAUGGCCCUUCCAUGUCUGUGAACUUCACCUCACCAGGCUGCCUAGACCAUAUAAUGAAAUAUAAGAAAAAGUGCAUUGAGGCAGGAAGUCUGUGGGACCCAAACAUCACUGCUUGUAAGAAGAAUGAGACGACAGUAGAAGUGAAUUUUACAACCAGUCCCCUUGGAAACAGAUACAUGGCUCUUAUCCAGACUAGCAUGGUCAUUGGGUUUUCGGAUGUGGUGGAGAGCGAACUGAUGCGAACUUCCGUAGUGAUCCCGGUGACUGGGGAAAGUGAAGGUGCUGUGGUUCAGUUGACUCCGUAUUUCGCUACUUGUGGCAACGACUGCAUCCGGCGCAAAGGAACUGUUGUGCUUUGCCCACAGACAGGUGCUCCCCUCCCCCUGGAUAAGAACAGAGGCAUGUUAGGAGGCUGGCUGCCUCUCCUCCUCCCAUCUCUGCUGGUGGCCACAUGGGUGCUGGCGACUGGGAUCUACCUGACGUGGAGGCACGAAAGGAUCAAAACGACUUCCUCUUCUACCACAUUACUACCCAGCAUUAAGGUUCUCGUGGUUUACCCAUCUGAAAUAUGUUUCCAUCAUACAGUUUAUUACUUCACUGAAUUUCUUCAAAACCAUUGCAGAAGUGAGGUCAUCCUUGAAAAGUGGCAGAAAAAGAAAAUAGCAGAGAUGGGUCCAGUGCAGUGGCUUACCACUCAGAAGCAAGCAGCAGAUAAAGUCAUCUUCCUUCUCUCCAAUGACAUCAACGUGUGUGAUGGUACCUGUGGCAAGAACGAGGGCAGCCCCAGUGAGAACUCUCAAGACCUGUUCCCCCUUGCCUUUAACCUUUUUUGCAGCGAUCUAAGAAGCCAGACUCAUCUGCACAAAUACGUGGUGGUCUACUUCCAAGAGGCUGAUCCCAAAGAUGGCUACAGUGCUCUCAGUGUCUGCCCCAAGUACCACCUCAUGAAAGACGCCACCACUUUCUGCACAGAACUUCUCCAUGUCAAGCAGCAUGUGUCAGUGGGGAAAAGGUCACAAGCCUGCUACAGUGGCUGCUCUUCCUUGUAGCCCCCCCAUGAGCAGCAAGAGACCUUGAAGCCUUCCUUCAAGGUCAUCACCAAAAAUGCAUUUGUGAUAAACUUGAGGUAGACUGUACAGCCCGUAAGGGGUCUACUAGUUAAAACAUUUCAUGCCAAUAGAGGUCUUGUUACAAAUACUGCCAGGUGCUACAGCAUUAAGAAUUUGAACUAAAUCAGUAAUUCCAAAGCUAAAUCAGUUUUAUACCCACAAAUCAAGAAUAAUUAUAAUUGAAAACUAUAACCAAGCUGAUAAUGCAGUGAUAAAGCAUCUUCAAACCAAACAUCGGUCUUGCAAUGUAUGCACUGCAGAUAGUACUGUUUAGCUUUGUAAUAGUCUAAAUUUAAUUAAUGAAUACUAAAUUUAAGAAGGCCUCACUAAUUCACUCAGUAGCUUCUUAAGUGAAAGAUCUAUUACAUGUAAAAAUCUUUAUUUGUAAGAUAACAAAAGUAGGGAACAAACAAGUUGAACCCAUCUUUACUGACCAGAUGAUCUAGUGUCUAUGUACCUACUUGUAUUAUCUGGCAUUUACACAAGACCUUCCCUCUCUAAACCAGAUUUCAUGUCUUGAGUCUUGUACAGGUGACUUUUAAUGUGAACAACAAAAUACCUAUAAACCUGUUACCUACUUUUCCCAAAGUUAACUUCUAUUAACUGGCAAAAGUUCUCAGUUUCUUGGUUAUUAUGUAACCUUUUAUGUUGAAAAUAUAAAUAAUUCUUAAGUUGAAAGAC
Messenger RNA from Otolemur garnettii (small-eared galago), 2270 nucleotides. It is a transcript of the gene IL17RB, whose product is annotated as interleukin 17 receptor B. The transcript is spliced from 11 exons. NCBI's taxonomy places the organism in Eukaryota, Metazoa, Chordata, Mammalia, Primates, Galagidae. Gene Ontology annotation, molecular function: interleukin-17 receptor activity. The record is from RefSeq and is a predicted model, not a curated record. The coding region runs from base 36 to 1529 and encodes 497 amino acids.